CGGAAAUGACUUUAGUGCAGCAUAACAAUGCACAGCACCCUAAUAAGUUCAGUCCAAAACUGACUACUAUUGCCUGCUAUUUUACACAUGCACAUUUUCUUCAGGAACAUGCAAGUCCAUUCUGGUGUCCUCCACCUUGUGAAUAUGUGGGCUGGUCAGUUCAACAUGUCUGUUUAAUGGUGUCUUAUUGAAGCUGUUCUUCUCCUUCAGAACUGUAUGGCGCUGCCUUGGCAACCCUCAUUAACACACUUUCCUUGCUGAGAAACGGCUUUGUACAUCACAUAAUAACUUCCCGCUGGGAGAUCUGCUGCUGUUACCUGGAAACUGCAUCAGGUCCAGAUGCUGAUCUGUGUGUCCGUCUCUCUCAUCAGUGUCCAGACGGGCUGAGACCCAUGAAGGAUGGCUCGGGCUGCUAUGAUUACUCUCUGGGAACCGACUGUACUGACGGAUUUAAUGGAGGCUGCGAGCAACUCUGUCUACAGCAGCUCGUUCCUCUUCCUGAAGACCCAACAUCCAGCAAUGUGCUCAUGUUCUGCGGGUGUGUGCAGGAAUAUAAGCUGGCAGCUGACGGCCGCUCUUGUCUUCUGUUGGCUGAUCACUGCGAAGGACCCAAAUGUCCUAAACAAGACUCGCGGUUCAACAACACACUCUUCAGCGAGAUGCUGCACGGAUACAACAACAAGAGCCAGCAGCUGAUCCUGGGACAGGUCUUUCAGAUGACCUUCAGGUCAGUUUGGGUUUAUUAUUAUCAGGGUGUCUUAAUGGUGAGCAGUUCGUCUGAUGAGCGUAAAACACUUCAUCUUUAUUACCUCAUCAAUGUUGGGUGUCAGCCGUGAUCUAAACACCGUCAAAGCCAGAAAACCGUUUCAGCAGCUGGAAAUGAAUAAAAAUGUUUCCUAUGCAAAGACACCUUGGCUGUUGAACUCAACUCUACUUCUUUGUUUCUAUGUGGAGGAUUUUAUAAAUGCAGACAUCAUUUACAAUCUCGUUUCUCGGAUUUCACUCCGUUAGCAAGUUUACAUGCACACCAAUAUGCUGACAGCUUAUUGAAUUACCCCAGAAUAAGGAAUCCCAGUGUCCUGACAUUUUUAUCCUACCCAUCAGAUUGUAUUGCAGUUAUUAAUUAACGAUAUUGCUGAAAACAUAAUGAAAAGUGUAUAAAUAUUUAUUCAAACACAUUUACUCAAAAUCUGUAGAAUGGCUUUCUGCAGUGUAUUAUUAUUAGUUUAUUAUC
Danio rerio (zebrafish) is the source of this 1234-nucleotide messenger RNA. The record is from RefSeq and is a predicted model, not a curated record. Lineage: Eukaryota; Metazoa; Chordata; Actinopteri; Cypriniformes; Danionidae.